Liolophura sinensis is the source of this 2079-nucleotide messenger RNA. Its product is annotated as EGF-like domain-containing protein 1. The transcript is spliced from 10 exons. The record is from RefSeq and is a predicted model, not a curated record. Lineage: Eukaryota; Metazoa; Mollusca; Polyplacophora; Chitonida; Chitonidae. Bases 14 to 1381 code for a protein of 455 amino acids. Gene Ontology annotation, molecular function: Notch binding.
UGAAGAAGCCAUCAUGAUCGGGACACGGAUUACCACUAUAGCUCUUCUCCUGGGUUUGAAUAUGGUCGGUGCGUCAUUUCGGGAGUUUGAUUGCCACAGGUUCGACAACCCUUGCCAGAACGGUGGAACUUGUAAUAACCAAACAAGGACGUGUUCAUGUGUUUUGGGAUUUGAAGGCUAUGACUGUAGCCAGGCUACAGCACUAAGGAAGACGUCCCCCUGUUUUCCGACGGCGUGUCAGAAUGGUGGUACAUGUUAUUCGGGACUAUCCGGGGAUGUGUGUUUUUGCCCCGCGGGUUUCUGGGGAUCCAUCUGCGAGAAACGGCGACACACGGCUGAAGCUUGCAACCGUAACACAGUGAGAAUUGCGAUAAAACCUAUCGGGACAUUUGCUGGGAAGAUUUACGUCAUGGGACUCGGUGCUGAUGUUGUCUGUAAUCUGAACAUGGACGUUACUGAUGGAGCUUACAGGGCUACCAUAUCCACCAGUCCCACAAGUCCAUGCGCAAACGGUCUGUCAAUGUUCACUGAUGCAGCGUCUGGAGAAGACAUACGAGAAGUCAACAUUGUUAUCUCGCACAAACCCUACAUUCUUACCUCCACGGACGAGAGGCAUACUUUCCGAUGUUCAGAAACUGGCUUCAGCACAGUGCUGUCCAUGAACGUUCAGGACAGGCCUGCUGAUGGUCUGAUCUUGAACGAUGGAUCAGGUGACAUCAACAUUCAGUUUACCGCUGCCCCGAGUAGAGCUCCCUUACCCAGCGUUCUGGUCAUCGGUCAAGAUGUUUUUGCGGAAUUUAGUCUACCAAUAAGCAGUCGCUUUACAACGUUCAGAAUAGAGUCCUGUUUUAUGCUGGCCGGUGAGACUUCGGGCAUUUCACAGCCGCUCAUCAUCGACAGCUGCUUGGAUGAGGCCACCCGGGCUUUGAUAGGAGCAGAGCCCCUUACACAAGAUGGGGAUACAACUUUACUUCGCUUUAAACUGUUCCAGUUUCCUCAAACAAACAACCUCGUGAUGUCAUGCAGUGUUAUUACAUGUGACAGUUUUAAUCUAACUCCCUGCUCCCCCGUAAGUUGUUCGGAUGGAUCUGUUGGAUACGGCAGGCGUAAACGAGAGGCGAACGAUGGGCAAACCCUGAAUGUGAGCAGGAGCCUCCACGUGGUUUUGUCCACCGGAGAGUUAGUCGCACUGCUACAAAGGUCAAACCAAACCAGUGGAAUGAGUCAGCAGGAACUGUGUCAACACAGCUCUGCCUUCGUCUCGGUGACAGUUGUCUGUGGAGCUCUCCUCGCUCUGGCACUCAUAGCUAUUGUGCUGAUCUACUUCCGCCAGCGUUCCCGUCGUUCAGUGGAAUUUGUCAGUAAUCCAUACAACGCAUAAAGAAAAUUCCCUAUGAUUACGAUAAUUACUUAUUUUGAACCUAUAGUUGAAUUCUCAGUCUAAUAUUUGAUAGCUUCGUUUCAAGAAACGUCUUGCUUAGGGUGUUAGGACGUGAAGAGAUCAAUUCUGUUUCAUCGAUUUUGUUACUUAAAUUUUUAAAGUUUUAUGUACACGAUCAAAACCAUAAGAAAUAUCUUCAUUUUCACUUUUUUACCUUUUGUUUUUCUUUGUAACACGUACACAACCAAUUUUGCAAUAUUACAAUAACUUUGUUUAUCAGCAUGUGCCAGCAUAAAAUUAGGUGUUUUGUUAACGAAUAUUAAAAACGAAUGGAAAAGUUAGAUAAAUCCCACAAAAAACAACAUCUUGUAAAGUAUGACGACAUUAACUCCCUCGUGAUUUCUGGAAUACCAAAAGAGUACUAUGUGAUUAAAACUGAAACUGGUAGCCGGAGGUGUAUUGAAUUGGGUUCUAGUGAUGGGUCUAUUUUGUUCAUUUUCCUGGGAGAGCAAGGGUUUCUCUCUGGCUCAGAUGGUUAAAUCACAGGCCCCCUGCAUCCAUCAGGACGUUGACCAGUGAGAAUAUGUGUCCAGUUCCAGCUCUCGCUCUGCUGAGAGCUACUUUAGGUCAAGAGGUUUUUCUCCUUCUUCACGAGUCCACAAUGUAACGAAGACACUCUUAUAUUUUAUUUUUCUUGU